Messenger RNA from Trichomycterus rosablanca, 2567 nucleotides. It is a transcript of the gene ube2j1, whose product is annotated as ubiquitin-conjugating enzyme E2, J1. The transcript has 8 exons. The record is from RefSeq and is a predicted model, not a curated record. Bases 229 to 1182 code for a protein of 317 amino acids. Lineage: Eukaryota; Metazoa; Chordata; Actinopteri; Siluriformes; Trichomycteridae.
ACAGCACAAUACAGAGACUACAGGAGGGUACAGGAGGUACAGAAGGAAGAGAUAAUCUGAGGUCAGUUCAGAUUUCAACACUGACUGAUCGUGUAUGAGUGUUUAAAGAGCCGCACAGAACUGACAUCACUCUUCUACACACCGGUGCAUUUCAGCUCUGAACUACUGGGCUGUAAAAGAGAAGAAAAACACCUCGGUAUUUUAACAUUUUUACAUUUCGUGAACCAGAUGGAAAGCAAAUACAACCUCAAGAGCCCAGCCGUGAAGCGGUUAAUGAAGGAAGCAGCCGAGCUUCGAGAUCCAACUGAGCACUAUCAUGCCCAGCCUCUCGAGGAUAACCUCUUUGAGUGGCACUUUUCUGUACGAGGACCUCCAGAUUCAGACUUUGAUGGUGGGAUUUACCAUGGUCGCAUUGUUCUUCCUCCUGAGUACCCCAUGAAGCCCCCAAGCAUCAUCCUUCUCACCCCAAACGGGAGGUUUGAGGUCGGAAAAAAGAUCUGCCUGAGCAUAUCUGGGCAUCACCCUGAGACCUGGCAACCUUCCUGGAGCAUUCGGACCGCAUUAAUAGCAAUUAUAGGGUUCAUGCCGACUAAAGGAGAAGGAGCAAUAGGAUCAUUGGACUACACCCCAGAGGAGAGAAAGACCCUUGCCAAAAAGUCUCAAGACUUCUGCUGUGAGAUGUGUGGUUGCUCCAUGCAUACGGCCUUGCUGCCGCUGUUACCCAACAGCGAACGCCAACCUGCCGACCCUCAAGCUCAGCAACUAGCAAUGCAGAUUAGCUUUAAAGCUGAGUCCAGCACCUCAUCCUCAUCCAGUCGGAGUAAAGUGGAUACAAGUGACAGCAAAACUACACAACAAGAGGCGAGCUCCAGCUCAGAGAGGCAGGACAGUGAGAGCACAGCUCAAGCUGAACAGGCUGAGCCAGCCUCUGAUUCUACUUCAGUCCCCGCGGCUCCCAGCACUCGAUCUCUGAGCCCCCGACAGCGCCGAGCUCAGAACAGAAACCUGAAUCAGCCUCAGCACCGGCCUACAUUCCCAGCGUUCGCUGCACCUGCUGCCCAGCAGGAAGAAGGCCACACCGGCUCAGCUGUGCUCAUCGUACUGCUCACGCUGGCUCUCGCCGCCCUCGUCUUCCGCAGGAUUUACCUGGCCCAAGAUUACAAGUUUGAUUACGAGCUCUGACCAUUAGGACUCAUUUUAAUAUUAAACUUCCACCAGAACCAAGCUGCCAUCGUUACCAUCAUCUAGUUGCCAUGAAUUCUACGGUGAUACCUGACGGUGUCCACCUGAGGAAGAAAGCAGCACAUUCCAAAUCAUCACGUCUCUGCUUAUUUUAGGAAGAAAAUGACUCGCUUGUUGGAAAAACAACCAGCAUUGUCAUAUAGAUAAAGCUUUAUUUUUAAUGAGUGCACUAUCUGUCCAGGAAAUACUGAUAUUUUGGAUGGAAUAGCUGGGGGGGAAAUAAACAUCAGCUGCUACAUUUACUGGACAGAUAGUGACACCACAAUAGAAGAAAAAUGCGAAUUUAAUACAGGCAUGGGUAAUUUAGCUACAAUUGUAAUAUCUGUCCAGGAAAUACCGUUUACUUAAAAUGAGAUGUGGUGACCCCAAUUUCACUUAAGUACAUUGCAUAAGUGGAAAUAUUUUGAAAUUAAUAGAUCAUUUAAAAUACACAGGUUUAACAUUUGUGAUGGCAUGUCGUAAUAAUGGCAUGUUUUAGCAGCUUAGUAUUCAUCAUACAAAAAUUGCUAUUGGUUUUCCUAUUGUCUUUUCUGUUGACUUUGAAGUCAUUCUUUGUUUUCUAAUUGUUUCCAUUGUUUCCUACGACGGCGUAUUAGGGCCACUUAAAAAAUUUUUUUUUCCCGAUUUCGAGAAUAAAGUUGAAAUUAUUUUGAGAAUAAAGUUGUAUAAGUUUUGAUUUCGAGAUUAAAGUCGAAAUGAUUACAGAUUAACGUCGAAAUAUUAUGGCCAUAGCAACCUAUGGCCAUGUGUUAAAAUGAGGGAUGUUUAUGAUUUGUUAUACUUUCAUAUCGGUUUCACAAAUAAAGAAAUCCCCAAUCUCCUCCAUCAGCACCAGUUUGUUAUUAGUAUAACGACAAUGAAAUGGCUUUGCAAUAACUGUGUUUAUUUAGAAGAACAUGUGUUGACAGUGCGCUCGGCAUCUGCGUCGUCAGCAGUACUUCAACCGAGGCCCCAGCGCCUUAUGGACUCGUACGAUAAACUAAAGCCGUAUGGCAUCGCUAUCAAUGAUUGCAUUGACAGGUUUUGUUGUCAUGUCAUGUGGAUGGAAGUGUACAAUACAAACAGCCACCCAAAAAUAAUCGCUGGUUAUUGGAUAACCAUAGUAACACUCAUUAUAAGCGACCCUCGGCGCUUGCAUGCCGAUCCAGGUACUGAGACCCGUGCUUCUCUAAACAUAUAUUUCGACAUUAUUCUCAUAAUCAUUUCGACUUUAAUCUCGAAAUAAUUUCAACUUUAAUCUCAUCAUAUUUUGACUUUCUUCUCGAAAUCAAAACGUAAAAAUAUUUUUACAGUGGCCCUACUACGCUGUUGUAGUUUCCUUUGUU